Messenger RNA from Drosophila bipectinata, 1815 nucleotides. The record is from RefSeq and is a predicted model, not a curated record. Lineage: Eukaryota; Metazoa; Arthropoda; Insecta; Diptera; Drosophilidae.
UUAUAAAUAUGUUUUUAAGGAGCAGACAUACUUUGGGAAAGUGCUUUAUUUGCCUAUUUCUGGUCAUAUUAGCAGUUAAUUUUUGGCUCAGCCCUCGCAAGCCCUCGUACCGCCUCAAGGAUUUUGAAAAGCUAAGAUUUCCUCUUCAGCAGAAUGGAGAAUACUGGAUCUACCAAGACUUUAUCAGGGCAGAGAGCCACAACGUAGGAUAUAAUCAAAGUAUAACGUUGACCUCUCAUGGAACCUACAGGGAUCUCAGGAAUCUGGAAUGGCUAAAUGUUCGUUGGGAGGCUCCAAUCAGUCUUGCCGUUUUUGUGUUUCAAAACGACUUUAAAAAGGUUAUGGCCAGGCUAAAUUACCUCAGGUAUUGUACGGUUACUAGAUCCAGUUUCAGGAGAUGGGUUUCUGUCCACUUGGUCAUACCCCAAAACCAUGUACCCGUGAAUCUUCGCAACAUCGAUGCUAGUGGAUCUUUUGGAUCUCUGUGCAGGGUACCUUUUGAAACUCCUAGAAGACAGGAUUCUUUUUUGUUGAAAACUCAUACAAGAUAUCCCUCUAGUCUUCUCAAGAAUGUGGCCCGUUGGAAUGCUAAAACCUAUUAUACUUUUAAUUUAGAACUUGAUAUUCUACCCACAAAGCACUUGGCCAAAAACUUUAUGCAAUUUAUAAAACAUCAAAGCUUGAGGCAACCUCUUAAAAGCGUUUUCUGUUUGCCAAUUUUCGAGCAACCUAUGGAUAUUACGAUUUUUCCAAGGUCCAAGUCUGAUCUUAGAGCUUCUUUUGAAGGAUCUUUAUGGGAGAAAACAAGUCAAGAAAAGGAUAUACAUCUCUGGUUAAAUAGCCAAGGAAAAGAUGAUGAAGUUGGCAUAUACCAAUUGACACACGAGUCGAGGUUUUGCGAGGCCCAUAUAGGCAUAAAUUCCCAUUUGCCAUUUUAUGAUCAGCAAAGUGACGAUUAUCCUUUUUUAAACAAUAAUCUACAGGUAUGUCCUGUUUACCCCGUCAUUUAUUAAAGGCAAACAGUUAAUCGCUCUAUCCACAGCUGCAACUACUUGUUGGUCUGAAAUUCGACUUUGUAAUUCUGGAUGGAGUAUUUCUAAUUCGCCGACGCACAGUGCAGACACAACUUCUCUACCGGAACACAUUUGCGCCAAAGAAAUUAAAUCAAGUUGGCAACUUAAUGAAGUUGAACUCGUUAGUCCUGUGGCCAGAGACGGAGUGAUAUUUUGGGUUAAUUUUGAUACUAAAGAAAGGCAACGUCGAAAUACAAACGUCGCUAUAUCUUUUCUGGCACUUAAUCAAUUUGUGGGCUCUGUCCUUUGGCUUCCAUUCUUCUCCUUUUUAUAAUACCAUUAGUUGAACCCGAGUCUUAGUUGUCUCUUGGCGCAAUUUUUCAUUUUUCCCUCGCUCUGCCCCCUGGUUGCCCCCUUGUGGCAUGCCGAAGACGCUCCAAAGAUAAGGAUUGGGUUUUCCUUGUGGCCGCAUGUUUGCGGCAAGGAAAGGAAACUUGAGGAGGCAUUCUGCAUCCUGUUCCUGAAUCCUUCCCUCCUGCCUUGAAACUUUCGCCAUAGAUACUGAGCAGUUGAGCUAUCUUUUUCUUUGUAUUAUUGGGAAACGAGUUAAUUGGCAAAUGGACAGGAAGUAAUUAAAGGCCGAUCUCUCUACAGUGAUUAAUCCAAGAUUAUUUGGGUUUUAAAGUUUUCGAUUCCGCCGUAAUUUCAGCAACAAUUUGAUUAUUCCGUGCAGCAAUGUAAGUUUAUUCCUGUGCCAUUCGUUCAAAUGGGAAGCCCGCCAUUAUUAAUUAGCAACGCCACC